Mytilus californianus (California mussel) is the source of this 3076-nucleotide messenger RNA. RefSeq lists its product as uncharacterized. The record is from RefSeq and is a predicted model, not a curated record. The coding region runs from base 1446 to 2870 and encodes 474 amino acids. NCBI's taxonomy places the organism in Eukaryota, Metazoa, Mollusca, Bivalvia, Mytilida, Mytilidae. The transcript is spliced from 11 exons.
UUACACUCCAAAAAAGUUAAAUUCAUUAUUUUCAUAUGUCUUUUUACAAGAGUUAAUAAUAAGUUAUUUGAUGGUAGUUGAGGAACUAGUUACAAAGCACUGAAAGAUUAGUUUCAGAACACUUACUAGAGGCCGCGAUGGAACAAUAUUUAAUGGGUUUUUUGAGUGUAGUUAAGGUAACCAGAACAUAGAACGAUAUGUCCGUGUCUGUGUCUCACUAGUGACAUGUUUUUGCAAUUUUAGAUCUUUAGGUUACAGAAGAGUGAGUGUAGUCUCGCAUGUACCAGCGUAUUAACGCAAAGCUCUCGAUGCUAAUGGAGUUUACGCAUUCCCCUCAUUUUUGUUUGUUAUCUUGAUUUGUCUUCUUAAUCGAUUAAUGAGAUUUGUGCAUCAAUAAACUACUGUUGCUUAAAUCUACCAAAUUGAAUGAUUGAUGCCACCUUCAAGGAAUGAAAAAAUGAAAACAACAUUUUAAAAAUUUCAUGUGUCCGAAUCGCUUUUCUAGAUUAACCUUCAUCAGGAACGCCCAAAGCCGAAUAUUUGAAAGCCAAGGAUGUAUAUGAACUGAAACAGUUGAAGAGUUAUAUAACCAAAAAAGAACCUAAAAAAAAUAGCCAAAUCCAUCAAAUUUGCCUGAGGGAGUUGAAACCUUAGUUUCUUUAAUUUCAAAAUUUAUAAACGGACAAUUUUAGAAAGGUUUGUUAUAAAUCAUGUCAGUACCGAAGUCGUGACUACUGAGCUGAAGAUACCCUAGGGGACUGAUAGUCCACCAGCAGAGGUAUCGACGAAAGAUUGUAUAUAACAAAAAUUACCAUUGCAUACAUGUACCGUAUAGGAAACAAUAAUAAUUCAAAAUCACAUACUUAAUGAUACAUUUAAUCUUACUAAUUUUAAGUUUCAAUGUUUCCUAAAUAUCUAACUUCAUUGUAACAAAACAAAAAUAACCCUAAUGAAGGCAUUUGCACAAACUUGUAUUUAAUUAAAUUGGACAAAUAAGUUCCCAUUCAGACGUUUAUUAUUUGGAUUGCGUUUGAUUCAGUAUACCAGUUUCUCUAAUUCUUUUACAAUUUAACCCUUUCCGGACCCAUUGUAUAAAAAACUUUAAUCAACGUGUGGUUUUUGAUGAUCUUGGAAAAUGAUUGGAUGAGUUUAACCUUUAUCAGCUCACUGGAUGAAAGCACUCGAAGCGGAUUUUAGUCUAUCAAAAAUACAAAUUUAUUUGAUAUUCAUUAAGGAAACAGAUUCUUACAUAGUUACUUGUGGAUUAUCUGAUUUACCCCAUCUCAAUUGGAUAAAUCCGAUAAUCCACUGGUACCAAUGUAAGAAUCUAUAUCUACGUAUAGAUUAUGCGUUAUAGAAUACAUGUUAUUCAUGGAAUGAAUAAGUUAAUUUUUAUUUUGUUUUUACAUAUUUGGUUCAACAAAUAAUUGCAGUCCAAAGGCUUUAUGUACCUACAGAUGUGGCAUACAAAACUGGGAGUGUUUAUGUUACUCUUUCUACAUGAUGUGAACGGUAUGUUUACAAUACAGUCAACAUCGUAUACACAUAGUCAGGCAAGAACGGGCUGCUGGAAAAUCAAUGCUACUUUACUAACUGUAACAAACUUUUCGUUUACCUACCUCGAAAGGUUGAUUUUUGACACAGCUCCAGAGGAUUUCGAUGGUUGGCACUUUUGGACUGACAACAGAGCCAAUCAACUAACUUAUAAAGAAGGACAAACCUAUGCUGAUUUCCCAUUAGAUGAGGAGGAAGAUUAUGGUGAUACCAGAUUAACAUAUUGCGUGUAUGGAACAUAUAACUAUAUUGAAAACAGAUUUGAAUGGGUUCCAGUUAAUUGCAAAAAUAUGAGCUAUCAGUGGAACAGUAUAUGUUUUUUGUGUGUUCCUUUUUACACAGUGAAUACAGAUGCUGUUAUGUAUACAAAAGAAGUCACAUGGCGAACAGCACGUAGAAUGUGUCAGACUGCAGGAGGAACUUUGUCUGAUUUUAAUACAAUUUUCUUUACGACAUAUUUUGAGAGCACAUGGGCAGGUAUAACAAAGUUCUGGACAGAUUAUCAUUCAGAAAAGUAUGUAAGGGAAUUACAAUCCAAGCCAUUUCCCACCGACAUCAAAAGAGAAAAUACGUUCUGUGUGUAUGCUGUGUAUGCAGAUCGUAAAUUACAGUGGUCUACAGAAUCAUGUGACGCCAGACAUAGUUUUCCUUGCUUCUACAAGAGAAAUGUCACAUUUGAAAUGCACAGAAAUCAAGUAAUUCUACAUGCAUCAGUCCUGAAAUAUGUUGAACAAGCAAAUGUGGUUUCUGAUUGCACAAAUGAACUGUACAAAUUCGGGAAAAGAGGAUAUUUUGUUGGAGGCUAUGAAUACAACUUGGAAAAUGCCAGCUGCCGCAUAAUAGAGUACAUUAGCUUGACUCAUGAUGACAUUAACAGAUUUCUACCCUCUAACUCAAUAGAUACGUAUUUGUAUACUUCAUCUAUAGUAUCAUUGGAAGAUAAUAUACCACUCCAUGGCGACACAGAUUUCAUUACAGGAAAUCACGUGUCAGUAGAAAAUAAUAUAUCGCAUAGUGGCAUAGAAUUCGUCAUUGGAAAUCAAGAUAUGCAGUUUGAACCAACAGCUGAAGGAGUUUGUCUGACAACUGUUUUUGUCAUAUUUGGAGUGGUAUCCAGUGGAAUAAUUUUUGCUUCUUUCCUUAAAGACAUUAUACACAGAUCAUAUACGGAAAGAUGCUUUACCAAAAAGCAAACAGAAGAGGAAUUACAAGAGCUGGAUAAAUGCGAUAUCCUAUUUGAAACACCAGAUUUGAAUGAAAUAGGAAUUGUCGAACAUUCUAGAAACAUUCCUCCAACAUCGGUCAGUUUCCUUUGAGGAAAGUUUUAAGACAAUAAUUUCUUGCAGCUUUAAGUGAACACAACUUUAUUAUAACUUAAUUUUUUUCUGCAAUUUACUCUCAAGUUCUUAAUGAAGGAUUAUAAGAUCGCUAUUAGCAUUUUGUUUUACAAAGCAUGUUUGAUGGAAAAGAAAAGAUGUGGUGAAUCUAUUCAUUUCACAAAAUUAAAAAGGAUCUUAAAUUA